UUGUCACUGAUCGACAAAAUGCAUUCAGUAACCGUAUGCUCUCUGUACAAAAAUGCAUUGAAAACUCCUGCAAGUUCAGGAGGAUAUUUCGUUUGAUCGGUUAUUAUCUGUGCGGGUUUGAAGUGUUGAAUAAUAUCAAGUGUUAAGUCUGGAAUCUAUUUUUAAACUUUUAAAUCAUCAGAAAACGAUACCAAGAAUAACUUUUAAUAUCUGAUAUAUUAAAAAAUGAGUGUGUUAUAGCUAUGUGUAGAGUGGUUGUGUCGAUAAAAGUUUUUUUAUUGCUCGAGUAUUAAGGGUUAGAAAUAGGUAGUUUAUGUUUAAAAAAAAAGGAAUGGUUCGGAAAAUUGCGAAAUUGGUGAAUCGUUUGUGUAUAGUUGUGACCAGUAUGAUUUAAUUGAUAUAUAUGAAACAUGUAUUUAUACACAACGUAGAUAAACAUCUUUAAAAAUAUAUCGUUUAUUAACUGUAAACAAAACUUAUUUUGUUUUUCGUAUAACAGCAUUUUAUUAACCAUUAAACGUUUUCGGUAAUUUACUAAAUUAGAAAAUGAUUACGUUUGAAUCAUAUGCUUUUUUUCAUUUCCAAUUAAAAUGUUGUUAAUACGUUUAUUAAUUUAACGAUGGGUUCAACUAUAACAUUUUGUAAAUUUAAGGAAAAUUACUUAUCAAAUUUAUUUUUAAUUAUAUACUUUUUGUUUUAUGUCAUAACAAUAAUUUACUGAAAGAUAUUUUAUUUUAAUUGUUAAUUAUUAACAAAGGAUAUUUGAUUUUAAAUGAUACAAAUUCAACUUAAUAAGUUCAAUAGAUGUUAUACAUCGAUAAUCGCUCGAUAGAUAAUUAUCAAAAGCUAGAAAGUUGUUGUACAAGGGUUGUAUGAGAAGUACACAACCUAACAAAAUAACAAGACUUUUUUUUCUACAAUCAUUUUAAUUUUCCUGUUAGUAAAACUUCAGCGUAAACUAACAGGAAAAAGUCGCUGGGGUCGGCUUGAACGGUUGAACACGGUGGAGGUCAACUAAUUAGCCAUGGUUAAAAUCCAAUUGAUUGCACUUUAUUUUAAUUCAAAUUCGAUCGUUUUCUGUUAUUUCUCCCUUUACCUUAUGAAGCAAUGAUUCGUGAUGUACAAUCCCAGAACAACGGUUGCCAUUACUGUUUAGGCUAAAGAAACCGUCUUUUUCAGAGCAGAUUUGCCCUUUACAAUCCACUGUCUUCACUGUUGUGAUUCGACGCAAAAAUUCCGAAUAAUUUUGCUAAAACUGUAUCAUUAAGGCCCGGGAAAUAUUUCUUUGUAUGUGCUUUUGGUCCAAAGUAAGCAAACGCGGCACCCAAAGCACACAUAACUUACAUAAUUCAUUUUUGCUAACUUUAGAUUGUACAAGUUAUCCCUGUAAAAGUUACGAUUUGUCAACAAUUGGGCAUGAGCCGCACUCUACAUGGACAUACGUAAUCUUCCAUAAAAAUUUUUAUAAUGUUCGAAUGUAUAAUUUAGAAAAUAUACUUAAAUACAAGUUUUGAUUUCGAAACUUUGAAGGCCUAUGACUCAGAAGCGAGGUGUCGUAUGAGAAAAUUUUUUCCAUACUAAAAAAAAAUAAACUCGAUACAUAAACAGUUUCAAAUUAAUUGAUUUUAAAUACCUAACUGUUAAUUGGUAAUACUAUAAUUGAUUGGUACUGUAUUUUUUAUUGGCUUUUUGAAAUUUGAAUAAAAACGGCGGAUCUCCUCCCUUUUUUUCAUAAACGUAUGGUUGAGAGCUAGUAUCAAAUAAAUAGCAGAGAAUUAAUGGUACACUACUUGUAGUUAGUUAUAAUUCGCGUUUCUAGACGUUCCAGUGAAGUGCGUGAACUUUUCUUCGCUCCACAUUUGAAGUGUUCACAAUUUCCAUUAUCGUCUUAAUACUCUUACAUACAUCAUAAUUUUUCAAUUUGUGUUUGUAUCCCUUCAAAAACUUGUUCCACAAAACUGCUUCCAUUUGAAUAUACAGAAAAACAAGGAGAGUAACUGCGUUAAAGUGUAAUCUGUUGGGUUUACACCGCUUUCCCGCAUUCUUAGUUUUUAGAUUUUAGAAAAUUUAAAUAUAUCGAGUGGUGUUGUAUUCAAAGAUCGACUGAAUGUCUUCACUUUUUUUUAAUAAUUUAACUUUCGAAACGUAACUGUUAAUACUUUUAUCAAUUUAAUUACUCAUCAGUGCCAAAUUUAUGGUUAUAUAAGAUCAUUUUUUUUUAGAAUGUACGAAGUUUUUUGUUUGUUGUGUGAUACACGUUUUGCUGAUAAUUAAGUACAGGUCUUUUAAUGCUCUAAUUAUCUUAAUAUAUAUUAUAAAUGAUAAACGUGAAUGAAAAAAAAUACGUUUGGAUAAGGCAAGAGCGUUGCGUAUAACAUAUCAUGAAAAUGUUGCGUAAACGGGUGAUUUUAAAUAUAUAAACAAAAAUGGAGAUUCUACAUACCAUAUCACUUGCUUUAUACACAAUAAUGGAUAUUUACUUUCAAUAACCUUCAUUCCUCAUUUCCUAUAUCAAUUUGUUUACUAAAUUAAGACCCCUUUCUAUGUAAAAAGCAAGCAUAAGAUGGUAACUUUACACUCGAGUAGUGCCUUCCGUGUGGAGGUACCGCCUGUAGAUAUUGGUGUCGAAGUUUCGUAGGUUGUGGUAUUCGGGAGAAACGUGUCUUGGUAGCUGGUUCCACAGCUUUGCACUUCUCCUAAGAAAGGAGUCCCGAUAAAUCGACGUUCUGGGCGUCUGUAGGCGAACUCAGUGUUCAUGAGUCACGUCUGCCUGUCGAGUAGAUCAUGCAAAUACUGCUCUAAAUGGGAUUAAGCUGGAGAGCUCGGAAGGGCAUCUGUCGUGGUAAUAUCGUCAAAACAUCCCCUAUAUGCUCUAAGCUGUCCAAGUUUCUAUAACCUAUAAGUCAAAUUGCUCUCUUCUGUAUUAAGUCUAAAGGUAUGCUUGUGAGCCAAGCUCCAAAUAUGCGAGCAAUACUCCAAAGAUGGACGAAUUAUUGUCUUAUAGAGGAUUAGAAUCUGUUUCGAAUUAUAUAGCUUUUUGGUCUUUGAAAGAUCUCCAAGUUUUUGUGAAGCUGCCUACGGAUUGUAGUGUAUCCAUUUUGAACUGCUGCCUGGUGGAUAAUGAGUAUUUUAGUCGAUUACGGAUAGACAUCCAUUAUUUGUUCUCGAGUUUCUUCAUCUAACAAUAGUCCAAUAGAGUAAAUCAACCAAUUCUAAUAUCAAGAAUAUGUAUAAAUCAAAGUUAUCGUGUAUCUUGUAAAACUAACUUCCGCAUAUUUCAAAUAAUAAAACACUUUCAACAUUUGUUUUAUAAAUAACUAUUACAUGAAUAUAGUUUGACUAUAACUUUCUUACUGCCGCGAUGCGGGUCAUAAAAACUAUUAACAAACGGUUCAACAACCCAAUCUACUAAAUCAUUCCAUAAAUCUGAAAAUAUAAAUCUUAAAAUAUAAAAUGCGUCUCAGGAUUAGUAAAACGGCUCCCAAUUUUCCUUUUGAAAAAUCGGAAAUUCUCCAAAAAACCUUUUUUUCUAUAAAGUGCCUUUUAUGUGACACAAGUGAUUAGGAAAAGAUGUUUAGAAUCAAUAUCGUCUAGGCCCAUAAACCAAAUUUCGAAAUCAUUUGUCAACUAGAAUUUUUGUCAGUCGUUUUAUAUUUUGAAUAGAUAUUAGUAUAGUAACGAAAGUGACAAUGAGGUAUUUUGAAUCAAUAUUUUACCAUAAAAUUAUCAAUAAUCGACAUACAACAAAACGAAACCAGUAUUUGAAUUGUAAUAAAUAUAUUACCUUAUUAUAAACAUUAGAAUUCGAAUGUUUUUAUAUGGUAAUAGAAAUAAUUUCAGUUUUUAUUUGUUACACUUAUUAAAAAUUAGCUAGAUAAUUAUUUUGGUACAUUGUGAUUGUAAAGUUUUUGUGGCAAGACGUAUUCAAAAGUUUAUCAUCUACAAUUGAUAAAAUAGGAUAACUUAAACAAUGUAAAUAACUUAACGACAAAAAAAAAUUCACAUUCUCUUUGAACGGAUUAUUAUUCAAUAAUUUUUUGUCAUUAAGAAUUUCCUGUUGACUCGUUAACUAUUAUUUAUGAAAAAGGUCAAAUUUCGUAUCAAAAUUCGACGAUAACGUAAGUUUUUUCUCUCUAAUUUCAUUUCCAGUUGUCGUAAAUAAAAAAUUCGAGAUGAGAAAAAUGUGUAAAGGCGGACCAGUCGUGGCAGCUGCUGUAACUGUUUUCGAAACACAACAACUAAACUACAACAAUAUUUGUAAAGGGAAUAAUUCACUCAUCCCGGAUCGAAAUAGUUCCCGUUCCCCAAACGAUCAACCUAAAAAUAAAAUCGGUUGUUUAGAUGACGAAUUUAGCUUCGAAUCGGCCGUCAAGAAUUUUAACAGCAUCGCGGAAGACGUCCAGGAAUUCUGUUUUACAGAUUCGCUGAAAAGGAUCGGCCGUCUUCCUAUCAAAACGGAGUCUAAAUCAGAAAAACCUGAGGAAUUCCACGAGGUGAACGAGUAUAUGAAAGAGGAAGUGUUGAGAAAUCAUGUGAAUGAGAAGAGGGGAGGGGGUGGGAGUGAGUCGUACAGUUGCGGUAACGGAAGUUGUAGUGACAGUGGGGCAUCGGAUAGUGAGGAAGAAAAGGAGCAGCUGAUUAGUGAGGGGUUGGAGACUAUUACUGAGGAACUGAGCGGUGCGCAAUCGGGUCAAGGACAAGAAGACGAUUCAAGUCUAGAAGACGAUUCUACAAUAAAGGAUCAACAAAAUCAAGCAUGGUCCGAAAUUUAUUCCAGUCAAAGUUCUACAUCAGAUUUGUCUACAUCUUCAUCAGAACAUCAGUCCAAUUCAAGAGAUAGCUCAACACGUUGCAACAACGACUUCCAAUGGAUCCGUAAACAAUCUGCGGAUAAUCCGUCACAAAAAAUGGAGGACGUCGAACAGAUUACUUGUACAAAACCCCCACUUAAUCGGACGGUUCGCGAAAAGACGCCUCGCAAAGAAAAGACUACCGAAAGCUUGGAUAGGAGAAAAAUACAUCAAAAUAGAAUAGAAAGAGAUCAAAAAUCCCGAUCGCACAUUUUAAAAAGUCCUCCUAGAUUGGAUGAUUUCACCGGUGGUGGUUGCCAAAGUUGGUGUUGCAACCCUCACGAGUUUUGUUACGAUAAUUUUCAAAGGAGACACGAAAGACAAGAUCCUCAAAGAUACGGCAGUAAUCCUACGUUAGAAAGAAAUCAACAUCAUCAAAGAUUCAUCGAAAGGGGGAGUCAUCCAGAUAUAUAUAGUGAUUUUGGAAGAUUUAGGCAUGAAUUGCAGUGUUGUUCAUAUCAUAUGGCCCCAAUUAUUCCGCCGUGUUGUUUUUAUGGCGACAGAACUCAUCAUUGGACGCCUCCUACGUAUAGUAAGCCGACCGAAACGGACGAAAAAUUUAGGAAACUUCAGUACGAAAAAGAUAACCUCCAAUUACAAGUACAAGUAUUGACAGAUCAAAUCGAAGCUCAAUCUGAUAAAAUUUCAGAUUUAGAAAAGUUACUCUAUGAGAAAAAACAGCAGUUAUCAGAAACCGAGGAUAAAUUACAAAGAGAAAUUUUGUCCAGAUCAUCGUUAGAAACCCAAAAACUAGAAAUGAUGUCGUUAGUGAGCGAAUUGAAGUUACAACAAGCAGCUUUAGAAAGGGAAAAUGCGGAAUUGAGAAAUACUCAUUUCAACAAUAACUCGGAUUUAAAGAAACCUCCUGUGAUGCCUAGGAUGACAUCUCAACCUACUCUAACCUCUACACCAGUACAACAUGCUGGAAAUCAAAGAUUGAAUAGGAUUUCACCAUCACCUAGUCCAGUGACAGUAGUAGCUAAUAACGCCGGAAGGAUAGAUAUAUCUACACCUUUACCAGAUAUUCAACAAAGACCGAAGACUCCUCCAGCAAAUUUCAAGCGUCAAAUCGACGUUCAUUACGGCAGUCUUCCACGUCAACAAUUUCUUCUAAAUGGGAAUGGUAGCAACGUCGACAACAACGCGAAUCCUGCAAACGGAAAUAAAAAAGGAGUUGCCUUCGGUAGGGGAUUUUAUUCUCUGGUAGGGGGCAGGCACAGGGGAUUCUCUGUUCCGAAUCUAGCGGAAACAGAAAAAGUCUUGAUAGAAGACGGAUCAAAUGAAUCGCCCGGUUCUCCAAAUAUCUCAUUCAAUAAAUCCAAAGGAAUUAAGAAGAUUUUUGGUAAAAUUAAAAGAUCCGGAUCUGGAAAUUUAGAAGACAUUCAGGGCUUAAGCGAAUUCCAAAGAGGAGGUGUCAGAGCUACUGCAUCGGCAAGAUUAGGAUGGAGUGAACCUCAAAUAGUACAAAAACCAGACAAACCCUUCUCUGAAUGGGAUACAGAAAAUAUUUGUGAUUGGUUACAAGACUUGGGGCUUGAUAAUUACAUAACAGAAGCAAAACGUUGGGUUCAGAAUGGUCAGCAAUUACAAGAAGCUUCUAUUAAUGAGAUAGAAAAAGAAUUGAAUAUAAAAAAUCCGUUGCAUAGGAAGAAAUUACAAUUGGCACUUAUCGAUACACAAGCUAAUGGAUCAAGCGAUCUAUACUUAGCUCAAGCAGGUAAAUUGGACACGGCUUGGGUACUAAGAUGGCUGGACGAUACGGGCUUACCACAGCACAAAGAAAACUUCCUAAUAAAUAGAGUAGAUGGUAGAGUUCUACAUCGACUUACCAUGGAUGAUUUAGCACUAUUACAUGUAACGUCAAUGUUACAUGUCGCCAGUAUUAAAAGAGGUAUUCAAGUAUUACGUGAAAAUAAUUACGAACCUGGAUGUCUACAAAGAAGAUCUCUUCCUGACGAUCCAGAUCCGCCUACGAUUAGACAAAUUUCUUUGUGGACCACACAUCGAGUAAUGGAAUGGUUAAGAGCAGUCGACUUGGCAGAAUACGCACCAAAUUUAAGGGGGGCAGGCGUUCAUGGUGGUUUAAUGGUAUUGGAACCAAAAUUUAAUGCUGAAUUGAUGGCGUCACUUUUAUCAAUACCACCAGGAAAGACGUUACUUAGGCGACACCUUAAUACGCAUUUUAUAGAACUGCUGGGUAAAGAUAUAAUCCAAGAAAAAAGAGAAAUAGAGUCAACGAUGGGAUACAUACCUUUAACGCCUUCAUUAAAAUUAAAGGUAACAAAAAAAUCACAAUUUUCGCUGAAGAGGAAAAAAUCUAAAGGCGAAGCAGAUUAUGGAGACCUAGUGUGCCCUUUAAAUCCAGACAAAACAGGUGAAAUGACAAGCUCCACGGGUAUGAUGAAGACGGCAAACGUAGAGGACGAGGUUGUCUAUCGUCGCAUUGAAUACAAACCUGUCAGAUCGUUACCAGCAUCUGCAGGGAAUUCCCCGAUUCCACAAAGAAUGUUCGAUAAUAACUAGAUUUUAAUUAUGUAGAAAUAGUAUAUUUCCAUUUUACCAACUUUUUAAACAUUGAUAUAUUUUAUAACUAAUUUAUAGCAUAAAGUGAGACACUGUAUGUACAACAUAUCACCAGAACUGCCGAAGAUAAUUUGGAAAAGUAUCUAGAUAAGUUACUUUUUCUUUAAAAAGUAUUUAAAUUUAGUUUGGAGUUUGACUAUUUAUCUCAAGCUACUUUGUAUAUUAUGUAUGUAAGUACUAAGUUUUUAAAAUCAGAUAAUGCAUUUCUUGUAUUAAUAAUUUAAGAAAAAGAAGAAGAGUUUUUGAAUCCCUGUAAACAUCUAAUACGAUUAAAAAAAUGAGAAUAUAUAAAAAUAAUGAAUUAAUAAAUUAAUUUGUAUAACCAUUUUGUCAUGUACCCUAUUUUUGUUGUUAACUGCAUUUACAAUUUAUUUAGUAUAAAUAGAAUAUAAUAAUCGUAUUUUUCGAAUCUAAAAUACUAUCAAAGAUGCAAUUUAUUUCAAAAAUUAUGUGAGACACUUAUUUCUUUUUAUAAAAAAACUUGAAGAAAUUUGGUUAUUAGGAUACUUUAAAUUUACUAACGCAAUCUAAAGUAGCUAAGUAACUUUUUGGCAGCUCUGUAUAUAGCACAUGUUUAUUUCAUUUAUUAAAGAUGAAAUUUGUGACAUUGAAUCAUCUUACCGAUUCUAAUCAACUAAUUUAACCAAAUAAUCACUAAAAAAUUGAAUAUCAUACAUAUAUAUUAUUGGCUCGAUGUUUGAACCACUUGUAUUUUUGUAUUCCUAUAUAAACUCGGUUAAGCCUUACAAAAUAUCAUCCUAUAAUACCUCCUGUUUUUACCAAAGUCUUAUCUUACCUUUUCACUAAAAACCGUUCAUGACCAGCAUUAGUUGAAUUAGAUACAUAUGACUAAUACCAGGAGAAAGUCGUUUUUAUUGCCUACUAACUUGAUAAUAGUAAAAAUACAAACAAAAUUUAUAUUUGUAUUUUCACUUCUAUACAUUGGAAGAUAGCCAAAAAUCUAGAUCCCAAAUGAUAAAAUAAAUGUACGGAAUGUAUCUAGAGGGAUCUUAAUCUAUGUAGAUAAUAAAAACGAACUCUAUACUUAAAUAUGCUUCAGUUAAGAUAAGGGAGCACACCAAAACAAGGGAAACCUGCAAAGCAACGCAUAUAAAAAACUUGCAGCACAGUAUGAGUUUCAAAAAUUAAAUUAUAUGUACUGUCUCUUAGGAAGAGACUAUCAGAAUAAAAUUUCGCUGGUUAUAUAAACUCCAAUUGAUGUGGGGAAUUUACAAACCACUUAAGUGAUUUUUGGGUCAAAACAAUUUGAUAUUCGACUUCAAACAAAUAAUAUGUUGAAACUAGCACUGUAAAAUUCAUAUAGGCAAAUAUCAAAUUGAAGUAUUAAGUUUUUUUGUUACUUUUUUAUACGUACUAAAUAAACAUAAUUAAUUGCGUAUUAAAUAAAUAUAAUCAAAUUAUUAUAAUACAACUUGCCGCUAAUGUAUCCAUCAAUACGCCCUAUGAAACUCCAAUGAAAAAUUGAUUUCACUACCAUCACAAGGAAUUAUUAGUAAUAAUAUAUCAAAGUUUUAAAUGCAUUUUUACAAAUUCCUAACAGUAUUCGAUAGUUAUAAGAAAAUUUUUAGUGAGUAACUGAAUCGAAAUUACUAAAGCUUGCAUAUUAAUAAUUUAAAACGUGUGUAUUGUUUUUAAUAACUGCAUAUUAGUAUUUAACUGGCGCCGGUGCGGUUUUUGCCAAUCAAGUUUUGAAUGUUUUGAAUAAAGCCGGUACUACACGAUACGUUCAACGCUUGCGCCAAAAUUCAACUUCAAACGUAGCUAAAUAUUUGACGAAGAUUAGCUGGGGUACUACUUUGACGGGGUCAAAAAAACCGAUUCUCCAUAGCCAAUGUUGGAAACAAAACAUUGAUCGAAUGACAUGCGCGCACUACGACCACACGAUGUGUUCAAUCGUACCAACGUUGGAAGCAUUGGACGCACCAUGUGGUACCGGUUUAAUACAAUUAGAAGAUUUUGUGUAAAAUAGUUUGAACACAUUUAUUGUUUACUGGUAGCUUACUACAUCGGACCAUGUUAUCAUUCUAAAUGGAACUUCAGAUUAUCUUCAUCGAAACUUAAACCAUAGAAGUACUAAAUUACUGAACCACUAAAUAUUACCUACAAAAUUACGGAUUAGAAUUUCUAUGUUGAUGCAAGAACUAUAAUUUUUGGGAUCUCAGCUUCUGAUUCUGUGUCUUAUAAUUUCUUUUUUUAAUAUAAUAUAGUAGACUCUUUUUAAUUAAUUAACUAAUCUUAGUUCGAAUUCAAUUAAGCUCAACAGUUACACAAUCAGAAAUUUACUACACUAAGCCAUAAAUAUUUAGAAUUGACGUCUUUAGCAUGUCAAACUAGUUGUUUUUAAUAAGAGUGUGUUGAGGGUAUUCUGCAAAUUUUUGGGAAAAAAAUUACUUUGGGCAUUCAAGAACUAUUCAAUUCUUAUCUAUCGAGUAUUGAUAUAAAUUAGUAGUUUCUAUUAAAUAAUUGAUUAAGAUGUUUCUUUGUACUUAACUCUGGAAGUUUGCCUUAGAGUAUUCACAUAUUUACAAAUAAAUUUUUUGGUUUUUGAUUUCAAAUAUGUUUUUGCAUGAUUUGAAGGAGGCCUUCAAUUCCGGAAAAUUAACUAUAUAACACCAUUUAUUUCUAGACACAUUCGUAAAUGGAACCACUCGAUUUAUAACAAUUUAUACUUUUAAUUUCGGAACCCGAUCUAGGUAAAUGAUAUGAAAGAAAUACAGCUUUCAUCAUCUUAUCAGAAAACAACUCACCACACGGCACGCACAUAUUACAAACUAUGAGAGAAACCAACAUAUUCAACAGAAAUUAACUUCAUAUUUAAUAUGUAUAAGGUAUAUGAAGAAAAAAUGGAGGGACAGUAUUAAAUUCAAGUCAUUAUCCAUUAUAUAAUAGGUGUAGAUUGACUAUUGCCACUGGAGCAAAAUGGUAAAGGACAACACAGUUUAUAAUGGCUAAAGAAUUUGAUCCAAAUAUCCCGCUUUGAUUUCCAAAUAUUAAUAUUUCGAAACAAAAUAAAUUAUAUAUUAGAUUUGAAUAGUAAGUUUCUUACAAAUUUAUAUAGAGUUUAGAAAAGACCACAACUGGCGAUAACUUCUAGUACGGUCCGAGAUAGUAAGCAGUUGAGUAGCAUUUUAGUAGAUUUUAGGUGAAAGGUGUGUAAGUUAUUUAUUAUAAGAAACCAAAAAAAAACGAAUGUGAAAGUAUAAUUGAAAAAAAUAUUUUAAUGUGUUAAGAACAUGUUUACAAUAUAUUAGCAGGUGACUUUAACGGAAAUAUAUGAUGACUAAGUGCCAAAAAAAUAAGAAUUGCUUUUAACAAUGUUCCAAAAUUAUUAUAAUCGCCUGUUUCAAGUUAUUACUAUUUUCGAAUCACCUAUCCUGUUAAAUGUGCCCAAUAUCUAUUCUUCAUAACUAAAUCUAAACCGGUAUCAUUUAGGUAUCACAUUUCAAUGAUAAUAUAAUUAGUAAAAUAUGUUUGCAACAAAAAAAUCAAAUAUAUAAAGUCAUAACUAAACUAAUUAACAAAAACAUAUAAAAUGUGUUUUACAUCAAGAUAUAUAAGUACAAUUAUUAGUAAACAAAGUUUUUGGUUCAGUAACUUUAAUAUCAAAUUCUAUAAUGGUGACUUUUUUCUAUCUAAUUCCAAACAAAAUAAACUUUGUUUAUAUUUAAAUUACAAGAGGCGAAUUCAUCUCUUGUUACAUCAUUUCAAAAUAAAAAAAUGUAUGUAUCAACAUAAAAAAAUGUAUGUAUCAAAUUAUUUUGAAGGCUAAUGAUAUAAAAUACAAAUUUUGGUUUGUUAUGAGUAUAUUUAAAAAAACAUAUUAAUUUACAUACCUCAAACUGGUUCAUUAAAUAUCAACACGAAUCUUUUAUACUAAACCUUGGCACUGACUUACUCCAACAUCACAGUAAUGUAACACAUGUAAUUAUAUUGGCACAUAAAGAACGUUUCAUUAAUAAUUGGAAUAGAUAAUUAUUGAAUGAGGUAAAAAUAUGAAGAUUGAAUCUAAAUUACUUAGAUACAAUGUGGCCUUACUUGAUUUUGAAAACGCAUUAAUUCAAAUCUCCUAGUUGUAUUCUUGUCCUAAUGUAAGUAACUGCUAAUUUUUCCCAACAUCUAUUCCACAGUCCUUGUAUAUUUCAGACUAUAAUUAGAAACUUUUAUUUAUGAUAAUUUAAUUUCCACAAAUAUUCAACAGUGGUAAUAUUACCACUUAUUUAUUAAACAUCCUGUAUUUAAGUAAUCUUCAUAAAAGAUAAAUGAAAAUUGGAACAUUGUCAUAUAUAUGCAACAAUCUGUUUAUAUAACAAUAAGACUGAAAGGACGGGGGCCAGCUGACCUGUAAUGUGGUAUUAUGACAAAGCGAGAAGGAUUCUAAAAAAAUAUAGUUAUUGUAAUUGUUAAAACUUUAUCUACUUCUGAUAAAUAAACUAAUAGUAUAUGAUUAUUUGCUAAAUUAUAAAAGAUAUCUGAUUUAAAAAGUGUUAUGUAUAGCAUUAAGCCAUAAUUACAGUAGAAAUCUUAUAAUAUUAGAAUAUCUCUAAGUAUUAAAUGCAAUAAACAUAUACUAUUUCAAUUACACUGGUCUGCAAAAAAAAUUAACCAAGCACCGGCACUAUUAUUGGUGAUUCUUAUAUAAAAUUACGUUCUGAAUCACCAUCACCCACCAUUUUCGGGGGAGCCCCGCACUUCUCUUUUUACCAUUUUUCGAUAAUAAAAACUUAUGGACAUCGAUUUAAUUUGAAGGGGUAAAAAGAACUAUUCAAUCUGGAAACAAUUAUAAGUAAUAAAAAUAAGUACCAUUAUUUUGGGCUUUCUCUCCAGUUAUACCCUGAGGUAUUAUUUCGUCCCAAAAACCAUCGGUACUCCGCCAACAUGCUUGCAUUCACUUGAAAAUCUCUUUUCCAUCUUAGCGAUGUCUUGAUAGAAUCGUUCCCCGUGUUCAUCAGUGAUUGCUCCUAAAUUUUUAGGGAAGAAGUCCAGGCGCUAAUGAAGGAAGUGUACUUUCACAGACAUGUUACAUCUCAUGGCCUUGUACGCUAACAGCAAUUCCUUUUUUCAUUUUGAAUCUUGUAAAAGUUGUUGGGGACCCGUAAAAACUUCAUUAUUUAGUUUUCAAAAAUUGAAAUGCGUCACAUGUCUUGUCCAUUGCAUUCACAAACUUUUUAACAAACCCAGUUUAAUAUGCAAAGGUGGCGAGUACAUAUUUUCCUUCGGGACCAAAGGACAUUUUUGUUACCAGGAGUAAAAUUUUCUCGCAGAGGCCAAUUCCGUAUGGUGUAAUGUUUGUCUCGGGCUCGAUUAUCCUAUUCACAAAGGAAGUAUGAUCGUGACUAGAGCAACAACUUUUAAGUCAGCGCAAGUGUCCAUUUAUAAUCAUGAUAACUAAUUUUAUCAAGGAUUCGGCUGAUAUUUUCGUACAUCUUCUCCAUAUCAACAGAGUAUUUAACUGGAAUUGAUGGUAAGUUAUUCCCGUUUGCCAACUGGAUAGCUUUUAUGCGUGUUUUCGAUGAAUAUAUAAAUUCUUUAUUUGUCUCGGUCCCAUGGGAUCGUUAGCUUUCUGGUCCUAUAAGAAGAUAUUUUUACGAGCUUUUCUAAGAGACUCCACUGACUAGACGUUGAAAUAUGUGAAAAAUAAGUAGGGGAUGUCCACCACAAAUGGUGUCAGGGGCGAUUUUCAUGCAGACCAAUGUGAUUUAGACCUGCAUCAAGGAAUUUGAUAAAAAAUAUACUUCAUAUAUUGUGUAAUAUUAAUGUUCAUUUACUUUAACUUGCACUGAAACUUUGUAUUGGUAUGAGAAACGUAGGCAGCAAAUUGUUAACUUACUUUUAUUAAAUAAUAGAAUAGAAUUUUUACUGAUUUUACAAACCACUCACAGGUGAAGACACAUCAUAUGUGGUACUGUACAUUAGUAAAAAUACAAGUACCUAUAAAUAAACACCUAAUAUAUAUAUAUGGUGUGCUAAUUAUAAUAUUGUAAAUAAAGACAAUAAAUACUAAUACUUGAAAAA
Molecule: messenger RNA, 13466 nt
Organism: Diorhabda carinulata
Lineage: Eukaryota; Metazoa; Arthropoda; Insecta; Coleoptera; Chrysomelidae
Gene: Liprin-beta
Product: liprin-beta-1
Exons: 13
Coding region: 4173-7373 (1066 amino acids)
Biological process (GO): neuromuscular junction development
Cellular component (GO): presynaptic active zone
Molecular function (GO): protein binding
Source: RefSeq, a predicted model, not a curated record